GAAAUCAACACCACCGUACCACGACCAGUGUAACCCGUACCGAUCUCGAGAGUGGAUACUAUACUCCUCAUCCCGCGAGCGUGCGUGAAAUCCACUGCGUUUUAAAUAAUCGGUUUGAGAAACAACAGUAACAAACAAUAUACGAACGGUCCAUGGCCAUGGAUAGUGCAGGAUCCGCUCGCUAUUUGUUGGCAGUGGCGAUUAUAGCCAUGGCAAUCUCGCUUGGCUGUGCGGCCUCCAUAUUCGGCCUGUCCUUAUCCGGUCAACGCAACACCGACGACUCCGCUCCUACGUCGCUACUGUCCAAGUUACCGUUACCGUUACCGAAAAUUACGACGUUCUUCAAUACCGAGAAAGACCAGUCGCCGCAGACUUCUCCGGACAACAAACAGCAAGAUUCGCAGCAACCACCUCAGCAACAGCUACAACAGAGUACGCCAAAACCGACUGUGGUCGAACAACCGGAUGGAAAAGAUCCUUACCAGUCGUUGGCAAACGCAUCUGUGACGACUUCGCCGAGACCGAAGCUGGAGACGACAACCCACGAUCGGACCGUCAUCGAGGUUCCGCUGAAAGAUUGCGGUGUGGGUAAAAGGAUUAACAAACGCCGAGAAUGUGUUGACCAAAAUACCGACCCCGAAGCCAAAUAGUCGAUCGGCCGAACUAUACCACUAUUGUAGUGAAUGCACUAUACAUCGAUUCUGAAAAUACUUGUACGCAAUUUAUUUUACAGACAUUUUGUUUUUACCCCUCUUGAUUGCAUGUAUAAUAUACAUAAUAGUAUCUUGUAUAAUGUUAUAUGUAUAUUCAGUGUAACGCACGUUUUUUUUCCAGUUCGAAAACCUUUACGUGUGACGAAAUAUGAAUAAACGAAAUAAAAAAAUUAGUCACUAAAA
This is a messenger RNA of Acyrthosiphon pisum (pea aphid), 896 nucleotides long. RefSeq lists its product as uncharacterized. The record is from RefSeq and is a predicted model, not a curated record. Lineage: Eukaryota; Metazoa; Arthropoda; Insecta; Hemiptera; Aphididae. Bases 153 to 650 code for a protein of 165 amino acids. The transcript has a single exon.